AUGCCACUUAAGAAGCUCUAUAAACAACCACUUUUCCUCGCCUCUACACUCCUGACCAUCCUCUCAAACACAAUCGAGUUUCAAUCUCAAUCCCAAUCUCCACACCAAACAUUCAAUCCACUUUUACCUUUUCAAGUUGCCAUCCAAGCCUUGCAAAUCCUCAACCUGAAAUCAACUUCCACCAAAAUGAAGUUCACCGCUACUACCAUCGCUGCCAUCGUUGCCGUCCUCCCUAUGACCAACGCCUGGAUCUUCACCAGCUGCAGCCGGCAGUGGGAUGGUGAAAACAACAAGGGCUGUACCAAGGCCGCCUGCAAGACUGGCGACAAGAUUGACUGGGAGAACCAAUGGUUCUCAGACUGUACCCUUCGUGUCUAUAGUGACAGCUCCUGCAAGAAGCAGAUUGGAAUUGCAUCUGAUGACUGGAAUGAUCACAAAUUGAGCAAGAGCAUGGGCAGCUUCCGUGUUUCGGGUUGCCCCAAGGACUAG
Messenger RNA from Penicillium coprophilum, 489 nucleotides. RefSeq lists its product as uncharacterized. The transcript has a single exon. Bases 1 to 489 code for a protein of 162 amino acids. The record is from RefSeq and is a predicted model, not a curated record. Lineage: Eukaryota; Fungi; Ascomycota; Eurotiomycetes; Eurotiales; Aspergillaceae.